GUAAGAUUUUUUGAUAAUUUCGUUGUUAGCCGUUGGAGUUCGUCGCCGCCAGUGAUAGAGUGCGAAAACGUAAUGUAUAUAAAAGUGAAAGAGCUACACAAAAGUUAAGUGCGUCGCGGAUUGUGAUCCUGAGUGAAAAGGAUACAGAAAUCAAGUACAAUUUAUACUGGUUUUGUGAAUAUUGUGAGUGUUAAAAGUGUCUGCCGGGACUCACUUUAUAUUUCUUGAAACAUAAGUUAUAUAAGGAUACUAAUAAAAUGUUGUUCAACUUGUGCAACAAAUCAGAGGGCGUUUUCAACAGCGCCUAUCGCAUGCAAUUAUUGGCGGCAGUAAGUGUAACCAUCAUAACCUUUUGCAAUGGCAUUGGCAUUGGCUGGUUCGCGCCCAUGCUGGCUAAAUUGCAAUCGCCCACCGAAAGUCCGCUUGACUUUGUCGCUACGGUGGAGCAAGGUUCGUGGAUUGGUGCACUGAUUUGCCUUGGUGGCCUCACUGGAAAUUUAAUCUUUGGUGUGCUGGCGGUUCACACCGGUCGUAAAUGCUGCAUUUACCUUCUCGCAAUACCGCAUAUGUGCUUUUGGCUUUUAGUCUAUGUGGCGCCAUCCAUUGAAUACCUGUAUGCUGCACGUUUUGCUUCCGGUUUGACUGGUGGUGGCACCUGGGUUGUAAUACCGAUUUACAUCGGGGAAAUCGCAGAUCCAACUAUACGCGGUCGUCUUACCUCACUAUUUACACUAUCCCUCAACGGGGGCAUGUUGUUUGGCUACAUUCUCUCUUCAUAUGUACCCUAUCACAUUAUACCGAUGGCGGUGAUAUUGCUGCCUGUACUCUAUCUGCUAAUCGCAAUCUACUUUCCCGAAACGCCCUCGUAUCUGUUGCAUUGUGGAAAGGAGGAGGAAGCUGAGAAAUCGUUGAAAUUUUACUUGAAUUACAAAGCUUUAACUAAACUGGAGACUGAACAAUUCAAUAUUAAAUAUGCGGAAUUGAAAAGCGCCGUGAAACAACAGAGAGCACAAUCGGAUGCGGUCACACUGCGCGACUUCUUCACGAAGCGCUCUCUACACGCCUUUUCUAUCGCCAAUACAGUCGCUCUCAUUAACAUUGCGACUGGCAGCUUCGCAUUGCUCAGCUAUAUGACCACCGUUUUUGUGGCUGUUAAAACCGAUAUUCAUCCUGACACGAACACAGUCAUCAUUGGUGUGGUUCAAAUUCUAGGCGCCUAUAUUGCCAUGAUUUUGGUCGACCGUUUUGGACGCAAAGUAUUACUCCUGAUUUCCACAGCUUCCACGUGCAUUUUCUUGACAGCUUUCGGUACGUACGCAUUCUUCGUUGAAGGUACAAAUGUGGAUCUAACACCAUAUAGCUCGUGGUUGCCACUCGUACUCAUGGCGUUGAUUAUACUCACAGCGAAUGUGGGACUUAUACCAGUGCCUGCAGUUCUCAUUGUCGAGAUUUUGCCGACAAAGAUUCGUGCAAAGGGUGUUUCGUUUUGUAUGGCAUUAUUGAGCAUCUUUGCCUUUAUCAUGCUGAAAGUGUUCCCACCAUGUAUGGAAGCUUUUGGUUUAGCAACGACAAUUUGGGCUUUUGCGGCAUUCUCUGCUUUCGGUCUGCUGUAUAUAGCAAUAAUUGUGCCAGAGACAAAAGGAAAGUCCAUGAACGUAGUCGAAGACUAAUAGUAGAGUUUGCUGUAUAUUUCUUUUCCAAAAAUAGCAAGUCAAAAGGGGCAUAAAUACACAAAAUUUGACUACAGUAUGUUAGUGUUAUCAGCUUAUCACAUCAUAACUGUAGAAGUAUGUUUGUAUAUAUGCAUUAUAAGUAUGGAAAGUUUUGGCAAGAUAUUGCAUCAUUUUGUGUAUUUAAAGCCAACAUGACUUAGUUCUUCUUAAUGUGAUAUUAUAUAGUUUUAGAGUUCAGAAUUUUUUAAAAAUAUGUAGAAUAAUAUAAAUUAAAAUAGCAAUAAUAAUAAUUAAUCAGUUUGGCGGAAACUUUUAGCUCUCGCUUUACAAAUGGAAAGGUCUACGAGUUGCAUAAGAAUGUGAACCAGAUUCCCCGUGCUACGUUUUUUUUCGAACAGAAUUCAAAAUGUGUUAGAAUCCGGAUUUAUUCUUCGUCGAUUUUAAUUGAAAAACAUAAUUACAAGGCUUACUUUGCAUUGCACAAUGAAAUCCUAUUUGGCACAACAAUCUAUUAAGGAAGUUCGAAUAUAAACUUGUUCAGCCCUGAAUCAUACAUUCAACAUGACAUACUUGUAUGUAUGUAUGUAAAUUCAACAGCUUUCUUCAACUCAGCAAAGGAGAAAGGAACACUUGGCAUGAUCAAGUCAAAAGUCUUAUUCGAAAAGAAAUCAAACAUAUAGAAUAGUUUUCGGCUUUGGGUUGUGAACUUUGACAUAACUUUAGCCAUUAACUCCAGGCCAUUAAAAACCUAGAGCAUAAAGAUUUACAAAGCAUACACUGCGCGUGCCAAAUACAGUGUCUAAGUGAAAAUGUCUGAUGACCCUCAGACCUACCAAACAACGGAGCAACAUACACCAACAAAAUACCGACGUACGGAAGUGUACUUGAAUGAUUUUAAGUGGAAAUGUAAACAAAAGGAACUUUUACGA
Bactrocera oleae (olive fruit fly) is the source of this 2602-nucleotide messenger RNA. RefSeq names its product facilitated trehalose transporter Tret1. Lineage: Eukaryota; Metazoa; Arthropoda; Insecta; Diptera; Tephritidae. Gene Ontology annotation, cellular component: membrane. Gene Ontology annotation, biological process: carbohydrate transport; transmembrane transport. The record is from RefSeq and is a predicted model, not a curated record. Gene Ontology annotation, molecular function: sugar transmembrane transporter activity.